CUCUCCCUCUCUCUCUCUCACUGACUCAGAUCUUUACUCUGCUCUUCCGACGCGACACCGACGACAUGAGCUCCCGCAAAGAUGUAGCGCCUGAACGCCUUAAAUCUCCAACAAAAUGAGGAUGAAAACGGGAGGAAUGCAGGCAGGAUGAAGCACAUAACACCAGUGUCCGGAACGGAUAUUCUUUAUUUUCUUUAACAAAACUGUCUGUUCCCUUUUUUUCUUCUUAAUCCGAGUCGUUUUCUAAGAAGCGGGGAUGAAGAAGGAGGAUCCUGGAUUGUGGAAAUCGUUUCCGGAUGAUUUCGGCUUGUCGGAUUCUGUAAUCUCUUUUACUUUAUGUCCAAAUCAAUUGUCGCGAACAGAAGCAAAGGACAAAGUUCUAUGUUUCCAUCGAUUUGCUUGAAAGAUCUACAUAUGAUGAUUGUUUUUUUUUUUCUUGAUUUUUUUCUGACUCACAAAACCAGCCUUCAUCACACUUUUAUACAUUUUCUGGACAGAUAUUAAACUUGACCACCACUUUAUCCUAAGAUCAUUAAUUAACAAUUAUUUUAUUCACAAUCAAAUGGCUUUUCCUCUUUUCAUAUCCAUACUAUUACAUGAUGCACAUUUUAUGACACUCCAGUCCUUACUGUGAAAGAAUUGAAACAACCAGAAUUUUUAAAAAAAUAUUUUUUUAUUCUAUGAAGAUGGAUAAAAAUCAAUCGGGAGACAUGACAGUCCUUCAUGUGGGCCUCUUUGCUUUGGUUCUGCUCAGUCCUGUUACUGCUGCUCAGAGUGAGGAGAGGGAGUGUGCGUACGCCGAACAGCAGGACCUGUCCAAGCGCAUUGAUGGAGGAGGAGAGGGGCGUGUCUUCCUGGAAAACAACACCAUUCGUUGCAGCCAGGUUGGGCGGUGCUACGGAUUGUGGGAGAAGAAGCACAACGGCGUGCAUCUGGUCAAACAAGGUUGCUGGGGGUCCCAGGGUGGCCAGCGGAUGUGCCAUGAUGACCGUUGCCAGGUGACAGAGCCACCCUCCCAGAUCCAAAAUGGCACCUAUCGCUUCUGUUGUUGUAGCAAAGACAUGUGCAACCUGAACUUCACCGAGGACUAUCCUCCACCCAGAUCCACCCCCGCACCUCCAGUCCGUGAGUCUCGCCAUCUCUACCGAGAGGAGGCCAUCUUGAUUGCCUUGGCAACUGUCUCCAUGGUAGCUGUCCUGGUUGUGCUGGUCUUUUUUUGCCUUCGUGUACUGAGAGGACGUGGUAAACAGAGUCUCCAUAACCUGAACAUGUUGGAGGCGGCUUUCUCUCCUCCAUCACUGGACCUGGACAGUCUCAAGCUUCUGGAGCUGAUUGGGCGUGGUCGGUACGGGUCGGUGUACCGUGGCUCCCUGGACGAGCGUUCCGUGGCGGUUAAAGUGUUCACCAGCACCAACCGGCAACCGUUUGUUAACGAGCGCUCCAUCUACCGUCUCCUACUGGACCACGACAGCAUCACACACUUCCUCGAGACGGAGGAACGAGUCGGAAGCGAUGGACAGCCAGAGUACUUGCUCAUUAUGGACUACUACCCACACGGUUCUCUCUGCACGUAUCUGAGCACGAGGACAGUCGACUGGUUGAGCUGCUGCCGUCUGGUCGUCUCUGUCACCAGAGGACUGGCUUACCUUCACACGGAGCUGGUGAGAGGAGAUAUAUACAAGCCUGCCGUCUCUCACAGGGACCUGAACAGCAGGAACGUGUUGGUGAAACCAGACGGCUGCUGCGUCAUCAGUGAUUUCGGCCUGUCCAUGGCCCUGACAGGAAAGAGACAGUCGGGUCAGGUGGAGGAGGACAACACAGCCAUCAGCGAGGUGGGCACAGUGCGGUACAUGGCUCCGGAGGUGCUGGAGGGAGCUGUGAAUCUGCGAGACUGCGAGGCUGCACUAAAACAAGUGGACGUUUUUGCUCUCGGUCUGCUGUACUGGGAAUGCUUCAUGCGCUGCACUGAUCUCUUCCCAAGUGAAUCCGUGCCCCCGUUCCAGCUGGCCUUCCAGGCUGAGGCAGGAAAUCAUCCGACCAUAGAGGAAAUGCAGGCACUGGUUUCCCGCCAUAAACAGAGACCCAAAUUUCCUGAAGCCUGGAAGGAAAACAGUCUGGCAGUACGCUCUCUGAAGGAGACGAUAGAGGACUGCUGGGAUCAGGACGCCGAGGCUCGGCUCACAGCUCAGUGUGUGGAGGAACGUCUGGCUGAACUGCUCGUCCUCUGGGAACGAGAAAAAUCCACAAGUCCUGCUGUAAACGUCAGCACGGCCCUGCACAAUCACAGGAACUUGUCACAUGGACAUCAAGCACCAAAGACUGGCUCCUACCCAGAAACCUCGUCUUCAGCUACUGUUGAGGAGAGAGAGGGUGGAGCUAAACCUCCUCACAGUGAUGCAUCUACAGAACCUGUGCUGAUGGGAGGAGCUGCAGAAAAGAACAGAAACUGCAUCAAUUAUGAGCGUCAACAAGCCCAAUCUGGGUCAGGGCCUGACGGUACCAUGCCUGCGCUGCUCUCUAAACCCAUGGCAGUGAAGUGCGGUGGCCGUCCCCUCCAUGCCCAGCUCACUCAGGAAGAUCUGGAGACCACUAAACUGGACCUGAGCGAGGUGCAGAGGAACCUGCGUGAGAGCUCUGACGAGAGCUUAAUGGAGCAUUCAGAAAAACAGUUCAGCUUCGGUGAAACGGGGAGCUCACAAAGUCCCUUCUACCCGCUUGCGGAUGCGACUGCUGACAUCAUGGGGUCACAGGUUUCCACACCUUCAUCCGUCCUGCCCAAGCAGCAAAACGUCCCGAAGAGACCCAGCAGUCUGAGCCUGCAGUCUAAACCUGCUGCAGCUUUGUCUCUCAGGAUGAAGUUCAGCAAGCUGAGCAAAAGCAAUCUAAAGAAAGCCGACGUGGACGUGGCCAGAACUAAAUCUGCUCCUGAGCCACGCCCAGUUAAGGUUAUCUCCAACAACACAGUCUCAGAAAUAAUGGCAAAUAUAAGCACACAGCUGCCACCAGGGGGCACUGUGAGCACCACUGAAUCUCAGAGUAAAGAUGGUGUGAGCUCAGAGGAGAUGAGCUUCGGAAUCCUGACCGCCAGUCCGGACGAGCAGGAGCCCCUGCUGAGGAGAGACACACAGCUGGAGAACAACACCAACAACAACAACAGCAAUAACAAUGGCGGAGACGGUGAGGGCGAUGGAGAGGGUGAGAGCAGAGACGGAGGAGGAGGAGGGGAGAUUGGUGAGAGUGCUGCACAACUCGGAGAGACUUCCUCCUCAUCUGUGACAGAGCCUCCUGUACCGCCUCCUUCACGCCCACCUGCCCCGCCCAUGACCACGCCCCAGCUGACACCCGCAGCACUCACACAGGGUGAGGCACUGCUCAGGCAGAACCGUGGACGAAGACCCGAGAGACCAAACUCACUGGACCUGUCCAUCACUACGCUGCCCUUACUGGGAGGCCACUCAGACUGUGAUGGGAAGGAGGGAUCAGGAGACAAGAUUAAAAAACGAGUGAAGACCCCCUACGCUUUAAAGAAGUGGCGUCCGGCGACUUGGGUCAUCACUACAGACACUCUCGAUGCCGAAGUGAACAACAACAAGUGUCCUGGAGGUCAGAACCACAAUGCUGGGCCCAGCAGAGCCAAAUCAACCCCUGCAGUUAACCUGAGGGGACGAGGGGGCGUAGCCUCUGGCUUCACCUCUGACCCCAGCGACUGCACCUUUUAAAGCUCGGAAACCUGCUUAGACUCUCUUGAGAGAUCUGUGCUGGAUCCAGGGGCAUUCCAGGAGAUGAAGCUUGUAUCCAGUGGAGAAUGAUCUGAUGCACUUGGACUCUGGGAGAUAAUCUCUGAAUAAGCACAGCCAGUUCUCAUACCUGUAUCUCAUAUCUGAUGUGUGUUUGUGUUUUUUUUUUGUUUGUUUUUUUUGUUUGUUUGCUUCCUUAUGUGUGUAUGUGUGUAUGUGCGUGUUGCACUUAACACGAGGGCUGAUUUACGCUUCUGCAUCUGGUCAUAUUUACAUGUAAUACAGACGUGGACACUAGGGGUCAGUGUUGCAUUGUACAAACUCAGAAUGUGGUCCAGUGGAGAGAAAAUAGCUGAAGGAAAUCGAUGGAAUCACACUUUCACUCCACAGAGGUCCAUUUAUGGUUCCACUGUAGCACUUACUAAAACGUUGGUUAGCAUGUUCGCCUCACACCUCCAGGGUUGGGGGUUCGAUUCCCGCCUCCGCCUUGUGUGUGUGGAGUUUGCAUGUUCUCCCCGUGCCUCGGGGCUUCCUCCGGGUACUCCGGUGUCCUCCCCCGGUCCAAAGACAUGCAUGGUAGGUUGAUUGGCAUCUCUGGAAAAUUGUCCCUAGUGUGUGAGUGCGUGAGUGAAUGAGAGUGUGUGUGUGUGUGUGUGCCCUGCGAUGGGUUGGCACUCCGUCCAGGGUGUAUCCUGCCUUGAUGCCCGAUGACGCCUGAGAUAGGCACAGGCUCCCCGUGACCCGAGGUAGUUCGGAUAAGCGGUAGAAAAUGAGUGAGUGAGAGGGUAAACAUUGUGAGCUAAUCAAAAACAAGUGGGCGGGGCGUUGGGCUCUAUUUUGUCUGUAAAAAAAUGGAGGAGCUGAUUAUUAUUAGUUCACAGCCCUGAACUAGACUUUUAUCAACUUUUUCUAACAAAAUAAUCCACCGACUCAUUCGUUGAAACAGUUUUGUGUUUUGUGGUCAAAUUCUGUUUUUCUUUCUUUUUUUUUUUAAUUUUUGGCUUCUCGAUAGUGAUAUUUGCACUUUCUCACCGUUUUGUUUUUUUGUUCUUCUUUUUAUAUCAUUGGUUACCAGAACAACUUAAAAAAAGAAAAGAAAAGUUGUGCUUAUUCCUAAUCCACUUCUUCUUGCUUUUGACACAAAAACAUUCACACACAUGCAUUUUUGCAGAAGUAUAAAUCAGCCCUAACAGUCAUACUUCUUGACUCUGUCUUGACCAUAAUAUAAUUACGGUCCUUAAACACAAAGAAAUCGAGAGAGAGCUUGUUAUAACGUUUUCUAAAUAUUAUAACCUAUAUAUAAAGAGCACAUCAUGGUAUAUAAGCGUGCACAUGAUUUCUGUAAGAUGGUAUAUACAGGAGCAGCUGGUGUAAAUGUGUUAGCAGCGUGAAGCCCCUUCAAGCCCCUUUUUCUUAAUGACAGCUAAAAAGACUUCACUGUCUCAUUUUUGUCAUCUAGAUCAGAUUAUUUGCUCUUAACAAAUCUUUGUUUGUUGGAACCUGCGGCUGAUUUCUUUCCGUCUCAGACUGUAGACUCCUGCAGCCAAUCAGUGACAGUCGUGUCAGGCGUUUCUACAAACUGUAAAAGCUCCUAGAUUGCUCUUUCAUCCUUUGUUUAAUCAGCACCAUGUUCAUGUUAAACCCUCAAAUCUCCAUUAAGCUUGUUAAAAUAUCAACUUGCACAUAUGUUUUUGUGUUUGCAUGUGUUUUAAUUUUAAUACACACAAGUUUUAUUAUCAGACAAAGAAAGGGGAGACAUUUUUGUGACAUUUAUCCAUGUGCUGCAUUUGUUUGCUUUGUUUUAAUGGCGAGUUGCAAUUGAAUAACAUGUUAAUGUAUCUGUGUGUUUGUGUAUGUGUGUGUGUGUGUGUGUGUGUGUGUGAGAGAGAGAGAGAGAGAGAGAGAGAGAGAGAGAGAGAGAGAGAUGUUCAUCUUGUCUUACUGUGUAUGAGUGUGUGUGAAUCAUUUUCAUCCUGCAUGUCUAUAUCUACGUGUUUGUGUACACGUGAAUGUUCACGUUAAAGGACAAAAAGCAAGUCAUGUCAGAAUUCAGAGGUCAAAUCUAUGCACAAAGUCACGCUCUGAGCUCCCACCGGUCACUGACACACUCAUGGACACUGCUGAGGUUUUCUCCUCUUUCUGACUGCUGCAUGGAUGAAGUGCAUCUUUUUUCCAGGAGCACAAUAUCAUAUAACGACUGACUUCGAGAAGCCCAUGUGAAGUUUCCGUGUGUGUGUGUGUGUGUGUGUGUAGGUUUUUACUGUGUGUUCUGCUGUCACAUGUGCGUUGUUUCAGUGUUGUGUCAGACCGUCGUUUGAUUGAUCAGAUCAUUACGCCUGUGAUCCCAGUGCCACCUCGGUGUACACUUUGGAAUUUGUGAUUUCUAUUGGAUUGCAAAACUGUAUCGUUGCUGCAUUUUAAUAAAUAAUGCUUUGCAGUCGCA
Molecule: messenger RNA, 6180 nt
Organism: Tachysurus vachellii
Lineage: Eukaryota; Metazoa; Chordata; Actinopteri; Siluriformes; Bagridae
Gene: bmpr2a
Product: bone morphogenetic protein receptor, type II a (serine/threonine kinase)
Exons: 13
Coding region: 681-3719 (1012 amino acids)
Biological process (GO): BMP signaling pathway; protein phosphorylation; cellular response to growth factor stimulus
Cellular component (GO): plasma membrane; signaling receptor complex
Molecular function (GO): transforming growth factor beta receptor activity; ATP binding
Source: RefSeq, a predicted model, not a curated record